AUGUCCGAUUCCAACCUAGUCGACGGCCCACAAACCGGGUAUUCCAUGAAGCAAGACGGGGCCCGAACCGACACCCGAGAACAAGAAGCCGUCUACGACAUCAUGAGAGCCACCGGAAAUGAUUGGGCCACCGACAUCCCCGACGUGUGUCGUGGCCGUUGGCACGGCAUCGAGUGCAUGCCCGACAAGGACAACGUUUUCCACGUUGUCUCUCUCUCCUUCGGUGCUCUUUCCGACGACACCGCUUUUCCCACGUGCGACCCGACCCGCUCAUCCAUCUCACCCUCCAUCACCAACCUCCCUCAUCUCAAGACGUUGUUCUUUUACCGUUGCUUCAGUUACAAACCCCAGCCCAUUCCACCCUUCUUGGGCCAGUUGGGCCCGUCCUUGAAAACCUUGGUACUCAGAGAAAACGGCCACGUGGGGCCCAUUCCUAUUGAAUUGGGCAACCUAACUCGCUUGAGGGUUCUCGAUCUUCAUAAAAACAAUCUCAACGGCUCUAUACCUAUCUCAUUGGGCCGGAUCACUGGUCUAAGGUCGUUGGAUUUAAGUAGCAACAAACUAACCGGUUCAAUACCCGGUUUAACCUUUCCCGGUUUGAACAUAUUGGACCUGAGCCAGAACCUUCUAAUGGGCUCAAUCCCUUCUACCAUUUGGGACUUCCAUUCUCUCAUCAAAUUGGAUUUCAGCCGCAACCGCCUUGUGGGCCCUUUGCCGGACAAACUCGUGGGCCUGAAAUUCCUUAUGCUUAUGGAUUUAAGCUACAAUAGAAUCCAGGGCCCAUUUCCAGUUUCACUAAGGAGCCUUAGUUCACUUCAAGCCUUGAUCCUCAAAGGAAAUCCAAUGGGCUCGGUGAUUAUACCCGAUGAUGGAUUUGAUGGUAUGAAGGCCCUAAUGAUCCUAAUUUUGUCGAACAUGAAUUUGCAUGGGCCUGUCCCAGAUUCCCUAGGUAGGUUACCAAACCUUCGAGUGCUUCAUCUUGAUGGGAACCACCUCAAUGGAUCAAUUCCAAAGAGCUUCCGAAAUUUAAGAAACCUAAGUGAACUGAGGCUGAAUGAUAAUACGCUAAGUGGGUUAGUCCCAUUUGAUAGAGAAAUGGUUUGGAGAAUGAAAAGAAAGCUAAGGCUGAAUAACAAUUCUGGGCUUUGUUAUGAUCCAAGCAUUGGUUUUGGGGAUAGUAUGGAUCCCACGUUUGAUUUAGGUAUCAGUUUGUGUGACACUUCAAAUCCAGGUUCGGUUAAGACAGUGCAACAUCUUGCAGCUAACGAAAAGAACCACAUCCCAACAACAACAUCGGAUGCUGUCUCGGCUCUGCACUCAUUUGCAAUGUCAUUGAGACUAACUACUUUUGUACUCUUAACUUUAAUUUUGUUGUAA
This is a messenger RNA of Abrus precatorius (Indian licorice), 1377 nucleotides long. Its product is annotated as protein TOO MANY MOUTHS. The record is from RefSeq and is a predicted model, not a curated record. Gene Ontology annotation, molecular function: protein binding. The transcript has a single exon. The coding region runs from base 1 to 1377 and encodes 458 amino acids. NCBI's taxonomy places the organism in Eukaryota, Viridiplantae, Streptophyta, Magnoliopsida, Fabales, Fabaceae.